AUGGCACUAGGAUUUAUUAGUAAGUCAUCAUAUCCAACUCAAGUGGAUGUAGGUUAUGGCUACUAUAUGGAAUUACUUCGAGGAUCAUUCUUCCAAGAAGAAUGGGAAGAGUAUAAUUUUGUGAAAAGAUGUAAAAUGCAUGAUCUUGCAACACAAGUAGGAGGAACAACAUAUGCCCUUUUAAAAGCAAAUAAAGAAUGUAAUGGUGAUAUCGACGGAAGUACUCGUCAUGUAUCAUUUGAUUGUCAUUUAGAUUCACUACAGCAAAUUCGAAUUGCACGGUCUCCAGCAAGUAAGAUCCGAACAGUUAUUCUGCCUAGACAAUCAUCAAAGAUAACUCAAGGAAGAUCAUGUGAUCAAUCAGUCUGUGAUGAAGUUUUUUCAAGCCAUAAGUCGGCACGUGUCUUGGAUCUUUAUAAUUUUGGGAUUAAGGUAGUGCCAAGAUGUGUAGGUAAACUAAAGCAUUUAAGGCUUCUUACUCUUGGUUGCAAUGAAGAUAUCAAGGCAUUGCCUGAUUGCAUUACCAUGCUAUAUAAUUUGCAAACAUUUAUACUAUAUGGUUGCAAGAAUCUCCAAACAUUGCCAAGAAACAUGGAACGCCUAGUCAACCUCGUAAAUCUAGACACUGAGGACUGCAAAAGUUUGACUCAUAUGCCACAAGGAUUCAAUAAAUUGACUAAGCUUCAGUUUCUAACACACUUUGUAUUGAAGUCCACGUAUAGUGGUGGUGAUCAGAUAGGUUGGUAUUCUGAAGUUGAAAAUGCAGAAUAUGAUAAAAAUCUACCAUUAUAUCUGAAGAAUGUGGACUAUGAAGAAACACUGGAAGGCCUCCAACCACACCAAAACCUAAGGGGAUUGAGUUUAGAAUAUUACGAGGGUGUCAGGUUUUCAAGUUGGCUUCCUUCACUUGCAAAUCUUGAAUAUCUUGAGAUAUUAAACAAUAGGAGUUGCCAAUAUCUGCCGCCAUUUAAUCAAUUCCUUUCUCUCAAGUUAUUGAAGAUAGUCAAAGUGGUUGGUCUGGAGUAUAUUUCAGAAAACUCCUCCAGUUCAUGUACAACAAUACCACUGCCAUCUCUUGAAGCGAUUUACUUUGAGUCAUUGCCCAAUCUAAAGGGAUGGUACUGGAGGGAAGACGAAGAAGGAGGUCAAGCUGAUCAUAGUUCCUCCACAUCAACGAUUUCAUUUCCUCGUCUAUCCGAAUUCAUUGUUUAUGGUUGCCCCAGGUUGACCUUUUUGCCGCUCUCCCCACAUUUAAAAUCUUUGACAGUGGGAAAAAAUAACUGGAAGCCUUUUCAACAGGCAAUAAUGGCGAACAUCGGAAUAUCAUCCUUAUCCUCAUCAUCUUCCUUAUCUUUCUCCAAUUUGACUGAUCUAGGUCUCUAUGAAAUUGAGGACUUGCAAUGUCUUCCUGAAUGGUUUCAAAACCUCACUUCUAUCCAAGUGUUAGUCUUGGCCCGCUGCCACAACUUGAAGUGUUUGUUUCCUGGUAUUCAACAUUUUGUCUCCUCACUUCAAGAAUUAAGAAUUUGUGCAUGUAAUGAACUUGAGAUGUAUGAUUCUGAUGACUUUCCAUGGAACGCCUUUGAAAAUCUUCGUGUACUUCUUUUGAAAGAGCUUUCUGAAAUGGUGAACCUCCCGGAGGGACUUAAACAUGUAAAGAGCUUACAAUAUCUUAAGGUCCAUUACUGUGAAAAUUUGAUUGGGAUUCCAGAUUGGAUAAGAAGCCUCAAAUCCCUCAACGAACUCUCAAUUGAUGGAUGUCCAAAUUUGACAUCACUUCCUGAAGGAAUAAGUCAGCUCACCUCUUUACAAGAGCUAAAGAUUACAUAUUGUUCUGAAAUCUUAUUACGAAAAUGUCGUAGGGGAAAAGGCGAAGAUUGA
This is a messenger RNA of Ziziphus jujuba (common jujube), 1881 nucleotides long. RefSeq names its product putative disease resistance protein At3g14460. The record is from RefSeq and is a predicted model, not a curated record. Bases 1 to 1881 code for a protein of 626 amino acids. NCBI's taxonomy places the organism in Eukaryota, Viridiplantae, Streptophyta, Magnoliopsida, Rosales, Rhamnaceae. The transcript is spliced from 2 exons.